This is a messenger RNA of Echinococcus granulosus, 1311 nucleotides long. RefSeq names its product Splicing factor 3A subunit. Gene Ontology annotation, cellular component: U2-type prespliceosome; catalytic step 2 spliceosome; U2 snRNP. The transcript has 2 exons. Lineage: Eukaryota; Metazoa; Platyhelminthes; Cestoda; Cyclophyllidea; Taeniidae. The record is from RefSeq and is a predicted model, not a curated record. The coding region runs from base 1 to 1311 and encodes 436 amino acids. Gene Ontology annotation, molecular function: RNA binding. Gene Ontology annotation, biological process: mRNA cis splicing, via spliceosome; regulation of alternative mRNA splicing, via spliceosome.
AUGACUGAGGUUGCUCCGGAGAACAAACCAAUUAACCCAAAGAUCGGAAUAAUCUAUCCUCCCCCAGAAGUCCGUAACAUUGUAGAUAAAACUGCCAGCUUCGUUGCUCGUAAUGGACCUGAUUUCGAGUCACGUAUUCGGCAGAAUGAAAUUAAUAACCCAAAAUUUAACUUUUUAAACCCCACUGAUCCAUACCACACCUACUAUCAGCAAAAGGUGAAGGAUUUCACUGAGGGUAAGGCUGUGGAAUCUAUGGGAAUGCGAAUAACCGUCCCGUCUGCUGCUCGUCUGGGACAAGAUGCUCCGAAAAUUAUUCAGGAAACGUUCAUUCCCAAGGAUCCUCCUCCCGAAUUCGAGUUCGUUUACGAUCCAGCUUCUAUCAAUGCCCUUGAUAUUGACAUUGUUAAGCUCACCGCCCAAUUCGUUUCGCGUAAUGGCAAACAAUUUCUCGCCCAGCUGAUGAAUCGUGAGCAGCGAAACUAUCAAUUUGAUUUUCUUCGUACGCAGCACAAUAUGUUUGGAUACUUCACGAAAUUGGUAGAACAGUACACUAAAGUGUUAAUUCCUCCUCGGGAUUUAAUCAGUGGCCUGGAAGAGGAGCUCAAGAACCCCAAAUCGAUCCUGGAUCGCGUCAAGUAUCGUGUCGAAUGGCACAAGUAUCAGGAGCGUCAGAGACGCAAGGAGGAAGAGGCCGCGGAACGGGAACGACUUGCAUACGCACAAAUUGACUGGCAUGACUUUGUUGUCGUGGAAACGGUAGAUUUUCAGCCAAACGAGUCAGGCACUUUCCCCAUGCCCACAACACCAGAAGAGGUCGGAGCGCGUGCUAUUGCUGACGAGCGUGGUGACAUUUUACCUCAGCAGAACGAACCACCCAACAAUGCACCGCCACCACCGGGCUCCUUCGACCCACUCCCAGACGAACUGAACAACAUGGAGGACGAAGAGGAGGAUUUAGAUGAGGACCACCAGGAAGAGCCAUCUGCCAUUCCGUCUGCUGUUCCAGUCCCUGAAGCUAAAGGCGAGCAGCACGAGGAUGCGGUGGACGACGUUGGCGGUGAAGAUAUGGAGUUGUCGGAUGAAGAGGAAACUUCUGCUCCACCACCACAAGGUCAACUUAAACCUCCUCGUCCCCUACCGCCCUCCGCUGAUCAAGUCCUCAUUCGUCACGACUACGAUCCCAAGGCCGCUGCUGCUCACCGAGAGGCUACUGAUGCACAGAAAAAUCAGGUUCUUCUUGUUUCCCCCUUCACUGGAGAAAGGAUUCCAGCAAGUCAGACUAAAAACUUCCUCACUUCUGGUACAUUUUAA